Molecule: messenger RNA, 6048 nt
Organism: Diceros bicornis minor
Lineage: Eukaryota; Metazoa; Chordata; Mammalia; Perissodactyla; Rhinocerotidae
Gene: BMPR1A
Product: bone morphogenetic protein receptor type 1A
Exons: 14
Coding region: 492-2090 (532 amino acids)
Biological process (GO): BMP signaling pathway; protein phosphorylation; dorsal/ventral pattern formation
Cellular component (GO): plasma membrane; signaling receptor complex
Molecular function (GO): SMAD binding; transforming growth factor beta receptor activity, type I; ATP binding
Source: RefSeq, a predicted model, not a curated record
GCGCGAGACGAGGAUCGCACGGCCGCGCGAGGGGCGACCGGGCCGGGGCCGCUGCACGCCGAGGGCGGAGGCCGAGCCGGGCCCCUGCGCGCCCCGGCGGCUCGCCGCGCCCACCCCGCUCCGUGUCGAGGGCUGGAGCAUGAGUUCCCCGGGGUCCGGAUUUAUGAAAAUAUGCAUCAGUUUAAUACUGUCUUGGAAUUCAUGAGAUGGAAGCAUAGGUCAAAGCUGUUUGGAGAAAAUUGGAAGUACAGUUUUAUCUAGCCACAUCUCUGAGACUUUCCAAAAGGCCUCAUUGUGUCUCACCCAUCACAAGUUCUCACAGCGGGGACUCCAGGGCAGGCUUCUGGAGAAAGCAGUGGAAGUUGGAGUCAUUGUCAAGUGAUUGAGACCUUGUACAAGGAAAUCUCGUUGAAUGAAAAUCAUUUAAAUCAGUGACGUAACAAGACCAAUUAUUAAAGGUGACAGUGUACAGAAAACAUUAGAAUUGAACAAUGACUCAGCUGUAUAUUUACAUCAGAUUAUUGGGAGCCUAUCUGUUCAUCAUUUCUUUUGUUCAAGGGCAGAAUCUAGACAGUAUGCUCCACGGUACUGGGAUGAAAUCAGACUCAGACCAGAAAAAGUCAGAAAAUGGAGUAACUGUAGCACCAGAGGAUACCUUACCUUUUUUAAAGUGCUAUUGCUCAGGACACUGCCCGGAUGAUGCUAUUAAUAACACAUGCAUAACUAAUGGGCAUUGCUUUGCUAUCAUAGAAGAAGAUGACCAGGGAGAAACUACGUUAGCUUCAGGGUGUAUGAAAUAUGAAGGCUCUGAUUUUCAGUGCAAGGAUUCACCAAAAGCCCAGUUACGCCGGACGAUAGAAUGUUGUCGAACCAAUUUAUGUAACCAGUAUUUACAACCUACGCUGCCCCCUGUUGUUAUAGGUCCUUUUUUCGAUGGCAGCAUUCGAUGGCUGGUUGUGCUCAUUUCUAUGGCUGUCUGCAUAAUUGCUAUGAUCAUCUUCUCCAGCUGCUUUUGUUACAAACAUUAUUGCAAGAGCAUCUCAAGCAGACGUCGUUAUAAUCGUGAUUUGGAACAGGAUGAAGCGUUUAUUCCAGUUGGAGAAUCAUUAAAAGACCUUAUUGACCAGUCACAGAGUUCUGGUAGUGGAUCUGGACUACCUUUAUUGGUUCAGCGAACUAUUGCCAAACAGAUUCAGAUGGUUCGGCAAGUUGGUAAAGGCCGAUAUGGAGAAGUGUGGAUGGGUAAAUGGCGUGGUGAAAAAGUGGCAGUCAAAGUGUUUUUUACCACUGAAGAAGCUAGCUGGUUUCGAGAAACGGAAAUCUAUCAAACUGUGCUAAUGCGCCAUGAAAAUAUACUUGGUUUUAUAGCAGCAGACAUUAAAGGUACAGGUUCCUGGACUCAGCUUUAUUUGAUUACUGACUACCAUGAAAACGGAUCUCUCUAUGAUUUCCUGAAGUGUGCUACACUAGACACCAGAGCCCUGCUCAAGUUGGCUUACUCGGCUGCCUGUGGUCUGUGCCAUCUCCACACAGAAAUUUAUGGCACCCAAGGAAAGCCUGCAAUUGCUCAUCGAGACCUAAAGAGCAAAAACAUCCUCAUCAAGAAAAAUGGAAGUUGCUGUAUUGCUGACCUGGGCCUUGCUGUGAAAUUCAACAGUGAUACAAAUGAAGUUGAUGUACCCUUGAAUACCAGGGUGGGUACCAAACGCUACAUGGCUCCAGAAGUGCUAGAUGAAAGCCUGAAUAAAAACCAUUUCCAGCCCUACAUAAUGGCUGACAUCUAUAGCUUUGGCCUGAUCAUUUGGGAAAUGGCUCGUCGUUGUGUCACAGGAGGGAUAGUAGAAGAGUACCAACUGCCAUAUUACAACAUGGUACCCAGUGAUCCAUCAUAUGAAGAUAUGCGUGAGGUUGUGUGUGUCAAACGUUUGCGGCCAAUUGUUUCUAAUCGAUGGAACAGUGAUGAAUGUCUACGAGCAGUUUUGAAGCUAAUGUCAGAAUGCUGGGCCCACAAUCCAGCCUCCAGACUUACAGCUCUGAGAAUCAAGAAGACGCUUGCCAAGAUGGUUGAAUCCCAAGAUGUAAAGAUUUGACAGUUAAACAAUCAUGAGAAGAAAUUCUACACUGCAAGAACUGUUUUCACCCAAGGAACGGGUGGAAUUACAGUCGAGUUAGGAUGUUAACUUGGUUCUCAGACUCUUUCCUCACUACACCUUCACAGGCUGCUAAUAUUAAACCUUUCAGUACUCUGUAGAAUACAAGCUGGGAACUUCUCAACACUUCAUUCUUUAUAUAUGGACAGCUUUAUUUUAAAUGUGGUUUUUGAUGCCUUUUUUUUUUAUUGGGUUUUUAUGAACUGCAUCAAGACUUCAAUCCUGAUUAAUAAGUCUCCAGUCAAACUCUGGGUACUGAAUUACUUGUUCAUAAAAUGGUGCUUUCUGUGAAAGCCUUGAGAAGAUAAAUGAAUUCAGCAGAGAUGGAGAAUAUACACUUUUGCCUUCUACUGGGGAAAUUUAAUCUAUUUGUAUUCUACCUUUGUAAACAACCUAUGGAUUAUGAUCUGUUUGGGAUACUGUUUAGUUUACGAUGGUUUGUCAUGCCUUGAUAAUGGUGUGUGUGUGUACACACGUGCACACCAGGAUUCCUCUGCUGCCAUUUGAAUUAGAAGAAAAUAAUUUAUGAAUGCACGGGAAGAUAUUGGUGGCUGUUGGUUUUGUGCUUUAAAAAUGCAUUAUCUGACCAAGAUUUGCCAAUCACUUAAAAGCCAUUUACCUUGCAAGUGAGCUAGCUUCUCCACCAACUUUAUUUUUUAACAUAAAAGUUGAUAUAAAGGCCAAAAGAAGUUUAAAGUGUCUGUAAAUUUGGACUAUUUUCCUCUUACCACCAUCUUUUCUCUUUUUUUUUUUUUAAUUAUUAUUUUUGUCAUGAAAAGCAUCCUAUCCAAAGUUGGGACUUUCAAUUCCGUGAACCUUCUAAAGAAAAACACUUCUUAGUGAAGUGAAUUACUAAUUACUGCAUUUGAUAACAAUGUAAGUGCCUAUAACCAUGUUCUGUAUUCUUUAUUCUCAGUAACUUUUAAAAGGGAAGUUAUUUAUAUUUUGUGUGUAAUGUGCUUUAUUUGCAAAACAUCUACUCCUUUAAAACCAUAUUUUAUGUAUGUACAUAUAUUCAUGCUAUAGAAACCAGCUCCCAGGUACCUCACAUCCCAUCCUUAAGGGAGAAAAUUAAAAGAUCAUCAGAAAAAAUGUUAUAAAAUAGAACUACAUGUAAAUUUUCAGAAUUAAUGCAUUCAAAAUAGUAUAUCAAAUCUAGGACUUUGUUAACUUCGGGAAUAGACUUUCGUUAAGAUACUGUCAUCUCAAUUUUCCUUUAUGAAAAGAUCCCCUAAUUAGAACUUUCUUUUUCAGAGCUGAUACAAAUUUAUCAACAACUGUUUUGGACAUUUAAAUCAUUUGAGAUUUUUUGUUUUAUAAUUUCUGUUCCAUAACUUGUAAAGACCAUGAAGAGAGGCAAAAAAGUUGAGUGUCUAGUCAGUACCUAUAUCUAUACCAUCUAGCUGUUAUUCAGUAAAAUACGACAUACAUUAUGGAUGCCCUGUUGUCCCAAGGAAUAAUUCUGAUUUAUUUAAACUUAUUACACUUCUAUAAUGCCUUUUUUUAUGUGUGUGUGAGGAAGACUGGCCCUGAGCUAACAUCCGUUGCCAGUCUUCCUCUUUUUGCUGAGGAAGAUUAGCCCUGAGCUAACAUCUGUGCCAAUCUUCCUCUAAUUUGUAUGUGGGUCACCACCACAGCAUGGCUUGCUGAGUGGUGCAUAGGUCCAUGCCUGGGAUCUGAAUCUGCGAACCCUGGGCUGCCAAAGCAGAGUGUGCGAACUUAACUGCUAUGCCACUGGGCCCGCCCCCUGUAAUGCGUUCUAAAUAGAACUCAUGGGUGCAUAAAUUGAGACAGUUUUCUUUGAAUAUAACAUAAAAUAAAUGUGAUUAUAUCACAAUAUAGUUUUUAAAAACUCUAAGUUGAAGGGGAGAAAUUAGAACAUGUAUCGAUCCAUUACCAAAAAUUUGCCUGGCAUUUAAGGAUGAAACUCCUAUAUAUUUGUCUAAACAUCAAAUUUCACAAAUUUGAAAUUUGCCUUAACGGAUUUGACCAGGUUUAAUAAUUUUCAUCUAACAUAAUGAAAGUUUGAACUGUUCAUCAAGAUAGGUAAAUUUACAUAUUGAUAGUACACAAUAACUUGCUCUUUGGGAAUGUUUUCCCGUCUGAGAAAUACAGAUAUACAGAUAUUUUGAUCUAAAUCGCCGUUUGAUUUAAGAACACUUAAAGCUCUGAUCUACUUAAUCUAAAGUUAACCUGGAUUUAUUUUUUAUUUGAUAAACUAUAAAUCUUGAAAGUCAUUUGUCAUCUUAAUAAAGAAAAUAUGUAGGGAAAAGCAAACUCUCAGAAAUGUUAAAAUAGUAUGUGGAAGUGAAAAAUGACAGAGUAUAUAAGUACAAGACCACUAUAAUAAUUUUUUAAAUUAAAUUGAUCUAUUAAAAGUGAUAUCUAGAAUUAACCUUAGAAACUUGUUCAAUAAAAAUAUUUUCUUGUAUAACAUGUUCUUUAAAAAGGAAACGAUGCCAUGUUUGAAGUCUUAAAGUCUAAAAAAAAGUUGCAUGAAACUUAUUUUCUUCUCUCCUUAUUCUUACUCUUAAAUUUCUAAGUUCAUCCAGCAAGUGAAAUACUUAAAGAAUAAGAGGAAGUAUUGGGUAGUACCAUAGUUAAUAAUUUGUAAAACUCUAGAAGCCAUUAUUAGGUCCGGUUUACAAUUUAGCAUUUUAAAAAUGUGUGGCUUUGUCUUCCCUUUAAAUAAUUAAAACAUAAAAGCAAACAAAAAACCAAAGCUACCUGACUAUAAAUAACAAAAGUUAACCCUCAAAGAAAAUUCUUCUUCUAAGUUCUCUUUAUGCUGGUAAAUAUCUCUAGAAUUAAAGGCACACAAAGAUUGACUCCAAUGUGUUCAUUCUAAGCUUUCCGUGUGCUUUCUUAUUGAACAAGUUUCUGAAGUAUAAAAUUUGAAUCUAAUUUCUCUGGAAGUGUUUUCACAAAAGAUAUUUCAAUCAAUAUUUUACGUUGCCUUUCCAAUGUUCAGAAGUGUUUCUAAGCUUAGAAAGUGACCUAUAGUUUUUGAGAAUUAUGUUUUCCUAGAAUGUGCCAGAUUUUUAAUUUAUUCACUACCUUUUUUUUCCCAGAUGCUUUGCUUCUGUUUAGAACAAAAAUGCAAUACAAUUUUUAAAGAACCGUACAUCUCUAAGUUGGCCCAAAAUCAAAUUCGAUAUUGAAUAAUUUAUUCCAGGCAAGAUUUCAUAAAUUAAAUCGCUUACGUUUCUUGUUAUACAUGUUGUUUUGAAAUAUUUCUAAGUAUUUAAAAUAAUUUCAACAGAAGAAGUACUAAUUGAUUUUUUUUAAAAAGAUUGUUGCAGCUCUUAUACUGUUUAAAGUGGUAAUAUUUAUUAUUUGCUUGGGUCAGAUGUUAAAAUAGUGUAGCAGUUCAUCUUCUUGCCUCAGUGCUGUUAGGAGAGUCACAAUAAAAACUGCAGAGAGCUGACAUGUUCAUAAAAACUAAUCUAGGGCAGCAUCAUAUGAAGCCACGUGUAAUGAUCAUCCCAUAAGGAAAGUAUGUGAAUAUGGCUUUUGCAAAGGAUUAAAUAUAUUGUAAUUUUAGCUCGUGCUCUGUACUAUGCUUUCAAUGGAAUUAUUUAAGCCCUUUUAGUGACUGUUGUCCUUGCCUGUUUAAAAACUAAAAUGUGGUAUAUAUUGUAUAAAAUGAAAAUAUCAUUGUAGCUUAAUUAGGGAAGUUGUACAUAGACAUUGAAAGGGUUAAAAACAAGCAGUUUUAUUAUGCAAUUGUAAAACACCAAAAAUAUAGAUUCAUCUUUGAUAUGUAACACACUAAAUGUAUUUUGUACAGCAUCUGGUUUAAAAGGUGCCUUAAGUUUACCGUUAAUUGCUUAUUCUAUAUAUAGAUUAUGUUCAAUGUAUCAUUUUUAAGUAAAUAACCUUAUUUUAGUAUACUUUA